AUGAAAUUCUCUCAAUGGACUCCUAAAGCUUCCACUUCCCGAUUCUUUCUCAUCCUCGGCGCCACCAUCUCCGUCGCCGUCGCUGCCGUAGACAACGACAACGCCGUGAUGUCGAGCCUCCUCGAGGCCAUAUCUCCUUCCCCAACCGGCUGGUCUCACUCUGCUCACCAUUGCUCCAAAUGGACAGGCGUAAACUGUAGCUCCUCCGGCCGAGUCACCACCAUCAGCUUAGCCAAUCUCUCUCUAAUGGGAACUCUCCCUUCCAAUCUCGCUUCUCUCUCUGAACUAACUCACUUCAAUCUCAAAGGCAACCGCUUCUCUGGGCCAUUGCCUUCCUUCGCCAACCUUUCUUUUCUCCAAGAAAUCUUCCUUGACUACAACAAUUUCACGUCCGUACCCUCUCAUUGUUUCCAAGGACUCACCAGUUUGAUGGUCUUGACUAUGGAUCAAAAUCGCAAUCUCGCCCAGUGGGAUUUUCCCAUUGAGCUUACUGGAUCUCCAAGCUUGGUUAAUCUAAGCAUGGUCAGUUGUAAUGUAAGGGGUACCUUACCAGACAUCUUCGGUUCUUUCCCGAACUUGCAUGGUUUGACUCUUUCUCACAAUUAUCUCACUGGGGUUUUGCCUCCGAGCUUCGCUGAAUCUGGGAUGCAGAAACUCAUGCUCGACAAUCAGAAAACUAAACUAGUAGGUACAAUCAACGUAGUAUCGAACAUGACCAAGUUGUCCCAAGUCUGGCUUUCUGGCAACUAUUUCUCUGGUCAAAUCCCGGACCUGUCAAAGCUAGACACCCUUUUCGAUCUACAACUCCAGGAUAACCAAUUCACUGGCGUUGUUCCAAGCUCAUUGAUAUCGAUCAGGAGCUUACGAAGUGUGUCUUUGAAGAACAAUCUGUUGCAGGGUCCUCAACCUUUGUUCCCUCCCUACGUAACCAUUGUUGAUGUUGUGGGGAUCGAUAGCUAUUGUAGGGACACUCCUGGUCGUUGCGAUAGGCAGGUAGAGGUGUUGCUUGAGGUUGCCAGAGAUUUGGGGUACCCUUCAGUGCUCGCUAAAAAUUGGCGAGGGAAUGAUGUUUGCAAAGACUGGACUUACGUUGGUUGCGAUUCGCAAGGAAACAUUACGAAGGUGAAUUUUCACAAGCGGCAUUUGGAUGGGAGGAUCUCCCCUGCUUUUGCCAAUCUUACAGAGUUGCAUAAGUUGUGGUUGAAUAACAAUAACUUGACCGGUCCCAUUCCAGAGAGCUUAACACUCUUGCCUCAUCUCCAGAUUCUUAAUGUUUCUUAUAACAAUCUUAGUGGAACAGUUCCAAAGUUUCAAUCCACGGUGGAUUUAAUUACUGCUGGUAAUCCACUAAUGGGGAAUUAUACUUCUAGCUUGAAGCAUAAUAAUGAGACUUUAUCGAAUGGUACUCCUCCGGUUAUGCCUGGUAUAAAUCUUUGCAUAGCUGCUGAUGUCACUGGAGGAGAACUGAACAUCGUUCCAGUUAAAGCAGUAAAAGGAAACAGAAGAGAAUUCAAGCUGCAACAGCUGUUGCAAUUGGGCUAA
This is a messenger RNA of Humulus lupulus (European hop), 1542 nucleotides long. RefSeq names its product receptor-like kinase TMK4. The transcript is spliced from 4 exons. The record is from RefSeq and is a predicted model, not a curated record. Gene Ontology annotation, molecular function: protein binding. The coding region runs from base 1 to 1542 and encodes 513 amino acids. Lineage: Eukaryota; Viridiplantae; Streptophyta; Magnoliopsida; Rosales; Cannabaceae.